AUGACGUUGACCGCUCUGGAGUCUUGUGCGUCCGUCAACAACUCCCAAGCAGGAUUAGCAGCCAUUCGACCUUUCGCAGCUCCCGUACAGCAUCCAGAAAUAAUUUUCAACUUUUUCCUGACCUACGUUAUCCCAGCCCAGUCUCCCUUGAGCAUGUCCCGCAGAGCAUCGACCAUGUCGAAUAAUUCAAAUGUCCCGCCUUCGAAUGAUGGAGGCCAGGAGAAGCAGAAGAUGUUACUAUCCGCUGACCAGGGCCACUUCAGCAUGGUGAAGGCACUCCACCUGGCCGAUCUGGUCACCGAGCUCAAUGGAUUCUGCGGAGUGAUGUCCGUCUUUUCCUCUAUGCGCUACUGUCUCGGAGAUCCCACCGACUAUUCAGCCUUAUGGGCUGCGCUCGCAUUCAUGCCAUUUGGUCUGUUCUUCGAUUUCAUGGAUGGGAGGAUCGCGAGAUGGCGCAAGAAGUCAUCGCUCAUGGGCCAGGAACUUGAUUCCCUUGCCGAUCUGAUCUCUUUCGGUCUCGCUCCCGCCGCAGCUGCAUUCGCUCUCGGAAUCCGCUCGAACGUUGACCACCUCAUCCUCGCCUUUUUCGUACUGUGUGGACUGACCCGCCUGGCUCGUUUCAAUGUGACCGUGGCUGUCCUUCCCAAGGAUAAGAGUGGCAAGUCGAAGUAUUUUGAGGGCACCCCGAUCCCGACUACUCUCAGUAUCGCAGGCUUGAUGGCUUACUGGGUCUCCCAGAGCUGGACUCAUGAGAACAUUCCUUUCGGUGUUAUCGCUGAAGGUUCAGCAUUGGAGUUCCACCCAAUCGCUCUCCUGUUUGCUCUGCACGGCUGCCUCAUGGUCAGCAAGAGUAUACACAUUCCGAAGCCUUAG
Penicillium chermesinum is the source of this 873-nucleotide messenger RNA. RefSeq names its product CDP-diacylglycerol-serine O-phosphatidyltransferase. Bases 1 to 873 code for a protein of 290 amino acids. The transcript is spliced from 6 exons. The record is from RefSeq and is a predicted model, not a curated record. Lineage: Eukaryota; Fungi; Ascomycota; Eurotiomycetes; Eurotiales; Aspergillaceae. Gene Ontology annotation, cellular component: membrane. Gene Ontology annotation, molecular function: phosphotransferase activity, for other substituted phosphate groups. Gene Ontology annotation, biological process: phospholipid biosynthetic process.